CUGCAUAACCCCCAACCAAACAUACGUUGUGAUAAGAUUGGUAUGCACAUAGCCCAUCUCGGAAGAUGAGAUUUAAACUUAUAUGCGCUUAACUCAUCUUCUUAACCAAACGACUCCCUAUUAUUUUUUAAAACUAUGUCGACCGUCGUCUGGUUGAGUUUGAGCAGCUCUAUUUAAUUCCUCAAAAUUUGUUCAAGCACAAACAAAAACCCCUAAAUCUACGUCAGAAUUCUUAAAUUUUACUCAAACUCUGAUUUCCACACCACAACCCUUUUGCCGCUCACUCUCGUCGAUUUAAUUAUACUCUUCUGCAGUGGGUUCGAGUUAAAGUUGUGUGUACGCCUCAGAAAUUUGUGAAUUUGGUUAACUCUGAAGCAAAUUUGAAGCUUUUGGUGCACCAUGAACGCUACCAUUAUUGACCCGCUACAGGGUGACUUCCCUGAAGUGAUAGAGGAGUAUUUGGAGCACGGCGUUAUGAAAUGUGUCGCCUUUAAUCGCCGUGGAAACCUUCUUGCUGAACCGUUCCUACUCUGCUAUUUGUUUACUAUGUUCUGGCCAGCUGGGUGCUCUGACGGAAGUUGUAUCAUAUGGGACUUUGAAACCAGAGUCAUUGUUAAAGAAUUCAAAGAUAAGGAAUGCGUUGCCGCAAUAACAAGUGUUUGUUGGUCCAAGUAUGGCCACCGCAUACUGGUGUCAGCUGCAGAUAAGACAUUGAUUCUUUGGGAUGUUGUCAGAGGAGAGAGAAUAGCUCGAACUGUCUUAAAACAAACGUCUUUGCAAGCUCGUUUGCAUCCUGGUUCAUCUACUCCGUCAACUUGCUUAGCUUGUCCUCUUUCAUCGGCCCCCAUGAUCGUCGACUUACUCAAAGAAACCACAAUUGUGCUUCCUGUGUCAUUAUCUGAUACAGGGAAUGGUGCGACCCCUCCAUUACGGAAUAAAUUUUCAGAUGGAUCUGCUCCCUUUACACCUACUGCUGCAUGCUUCAACAAGUAUGGCGAUUUGGUAUAUGUAGGAAAUUCCAAUGGAGAGAUACUGAUAAUUGAUAGUACAAGCAUUGCAAUACGUGCUAUAGUUUCUGUCCCAGGCAGUGCAGUUAUAAAGAAUAUUGUAUUUGACAGAAGUGGACAAUAUCUUCUGACAAACUCAAAUGAUAGAAUCAUCAGAAUCUAUGAAAACCUUUUGCCACUUAAAAGUGGGCUUGCUGCACUGGAUAAAGCAAGCCAUGAGCUUGCUGAGCAAGAUCAGGAGGAAAAGCUAAAAUCUGCAGGUUCAAGGUCCCUGGCUCUUUUCCGAGAGUUUCAGGAUUCAAUCACCAGAGUGCACUGGAAAGCACCAUGCUUUAGUGGCAAUGGGGAGUGGGUUAUUGGAGGUUCUGCUAGCAAAGGAGAGCAUAAGAUCUAUAUAUGGGACAGGGCUGGGCAUCUGGUAAAAAUUCUUGAGGGUCCAAAAGAAGCAUUAGUAGAUCUGACAUGGCAUCCUAUUAAACCUGUAGUUGUUUCUGUCUCCUUGACUGGCUUGGUUUAUAUCUGGGCAAAGGAUUAUACUGAGAACUGGAGUGCAUUUGCUCCUGAUUUUAAAGAGCUUGAGGAAAAUGAGGAGUAUGUGGAACGAGAAGAUGAGUUUGACUUGGUGCCUGAAACAGAAAAAGUGAAAGAUUUAGGUAUCAACGAAGAUGAAGACAUUGAUAUUUUAAACGCUGAGGGAGAUUCUGCCUUCAGUGAUUCAGACAUGUCGCAGGAAGAAAUACGCUUCUUACCCCCUGAUCCAUGUCCUGAUGUUCCAGAGAUGGAAGAUGGGCUUGUUGUAAAUACUUCAAAGGAGGGGGAAAUCAGUGAGACUGAAUCACCUUUUUCCGAGGAGGCAGGGCAAAAUGGUCAUCUAACAAAUCAUGAAUCCAGUCCCCUUGAAGAAGAUACAGGAGGAAUGCGCUUAAAAAGAAAGAGGAUGCCUUCAGAGAAGUUUAUGGAUUUUGAAACAGAAGAUAUUAAGAUGCCACCAUCAAAGUCAAAACCAUAAUGUAAUUUGCUUGGAGCUGUAUGAUGUCUUGUAGUUUGAAGUUUCUAGUUUUAGUAUUUCUGAAGGGUGUUAAUUUUCGUAUCAGGAUUUAAGAUCUUGACCUGCACCACACCUUCAAUUAUUGUCUACUGCUUCCACAUAAGGCUGGAUGCUUCUUAAAUUUGAGAAAAAAACAGCAACACUUAUAUUUUGAAGCUAUGUCUAUCAGAAUAUACAUCCAAUGUGCUCCAAUAUAUUACUAUCUAAUGCAGUUUCUUUUAUCUCUUUA
Molecule: messenger RNA, 2284 nt
Organism: Salvia splendens (bonfire salvia)
Lineage: Eukaryota; Viridiplantae; Streptophyta; Magnoliopsida; Lamiales; Lamiaceae
Product: protein RBL
Exons: 5
Coding region: 400-2016 (538 amino acids)
Cellular component (GO): Set1C/COMPASS complex
Molecular function (GO): protein binding
Source: RefSeq, a predicted model, not a curated record